Molecule: messenger RNA, 972 nt
Organism: Arthroderma uncinatum
Lineage: Eukaryota; Fungi; Ascomycota; Eurotiomycetes; Onygenales; Arthrodermataceae
Exons: 3
Coding region: 1-972 (323 amino acids)
Molecular function (GO): hydrolase activity
Source: RefSeq, a predicted model, not a curated record
AUGAAAUGGGUGCCCUGGCUGCUCUCACGGCGAUACACAUCUAUUCAAAUACCCCUCCGUCGAAAACCCGGGCACUCAGUUCGGGCAAUUGUCUUUCUACCUCCAGCGAAUUCGACAUCAGCUUUAGAAACCUCUAGAGGUCUACGGCCUCUCCACCUUGACUUCCAUGGCGGUGCGUUUAUCGGUGGAAACCCGGAGCACGAUGCUGAGUUCUGUAGCGCGCUGUCAGACGAACUGGGUGCCGUUGUUGUCUCAGCCACAUACCAUUUCGCACCGCGAUAUAGGUUCCCGGUAGCGAACGAAGAUGCUCAGGAUGUGGCAGCGUUUCUAGUUGAAAAUGCAGAGCACGUAUGGAAAGCAGACCCCCGAGUGCUCACUGUAAGCGGAUUUUCAGCUGGUGGAAAUCUUGCACUCGGGGUAGCUCAGGGGUUAGCAGGCAAAGAUUAUGGCGUGAAAGGCUCUGUGACAUUUUAUGCUCCAGUCGACCUCCGGAAAUCACCGUCUGAGAAACCGAAACCCAAUGAUAAGCCAGACCCGUUGGAAGUCCUAAAACCGUUGUUCGAUGCCUACCCUGGCCCUGUCCGUUCUCAGAAUAUGGAAAACCCACUCAUGAACCCGAUCCUGGCAGAUAUCAGCACCUUGCCCCCAAGAAUGGCCUUUGUCGUGCCCAAGAUUGACAUUUUGUACGAAGAGCAGAUGUUGAUGAUUGGGAGACUAAAGGCAGAAGCUGAGAAGUUAAACGGUUCCGCCCAAACUAUGGCGACUGGCGUAGAUUCGGCAAUCGAAGAAAGCCAGCAAAUUAGGGAUGGCUCUGGUAGAAAGGACUCCUAUCAGAUCAGCCAUCUAGAGUUUCCUGAAGGGUUCCAUGGGUGGCUCGAAGUACCGGAGGUUGCUAUUGGGAACAAGGAUAAGAAGAAAGCAUUUGCGUUUGCCCUUGAUUUCUUAAGGGAAACCUAUCAAGCUCAUAGCUGA